This is a messenger RNA of Drosophila busckii, 2363 nucleotides long. RefSeq names its product sorbitol dehydrogenase (gene Sodh2). The transcript has 5 exons. Lineage: Eukaryota; Metazoa; Arthropoda; Insecta; Diptera; Drosophilidae. Gene Ontology annotation, molecular function: zinc ion binding; L-iditol 2-dehydrogenase (NAD+) activity. Bases 75 to 2150 code for a protein of 691 amino acids. Gene Ontology annotation, biological process: D-sorbitol catabolic process. The record is from RefSeq and is a predicted model, not a curated record.
UUAAUCUGUUUUAGUAUCAAUUGAGCGUUUGAAGCUUGUGGAUUGUGCUUGAAUUGCAGGUGAAAUAGUUCAAUAUGUCCAAGGAUAAUCUAACUGCUGUUUUACACGGCAUUGAGGAUCUGCGUUUGGAGCAAUGUCCCAUACCUGUAAUCUCUGAUGAUGAAGUGCUGUUGGCAAUGGACUCGGUUGGCAUUUGCGGCUCAGAUGUGCACUAUUUAGAAAAGGGUCGCAUUGGUCAUUUCGUGCUUACCAAGCCCAUGAUAAUUGGCCAUGAAGCUGCUGGCGUCGUUACAAAAGUUGGCAGCAAAGUUCGCCAUUUGGCCGUAGGAGACAGAGUUGCCAUUGAGCCUGGUACACCAUGCGGCAAGUGUGAGUUGUGCAAACAGGGCAGCUACAAUCUUUGCGAGGGAAUGGUCUUCUGUGCCACGCCGCCAUACGAUGGUAAUCUAACCCGAUACUAUAAGCAUCCGGCUCACUUUUGCUAUAAGCUGCCUGAUCACGUAAGCAUGGAGGAAGGUGCUCUGCUGGAACCGCUUUCCGAUGUGGAUGGCAAAAGCAACUUGACAGUAGAUUCUUCACAUACGGCAGAGAUUUUUAAUUUUUUUCCAUCAACUCCAUCCACGAAUGUUAGCUGCGAUAAAGUAGAGGCGACCAAUACUGUAGGAGAAGUUGACAUAAACAAGGAGAAAAUAAAUUUUGAAUCUAGAGCCAACGUUGCAAGCCAUGUAAUGUCACAAAUCUCUCCAGAGGUUGCCCCAUGGAGUGGUACAGCCGAAACGCUUCGAAUGUCUAGCUCUAGCUCUAGCUCUGAGCCACCAGCCAACAAUGAAGAAAAAAUAAAUAUUCUUGGCGGCCAACAGUCUGACAAAAACUCCAAAGCUAGCACGAUUUUUGUAGAAUCAGUACAAAAUACGGAUAGUCAAGAUAAGUCAGAUAUUGACGGAAAAAAUGAGUCCCAAUCGACGUACGCUGAGAAGCCAAAGGAGCCAUCAUCUGCAAAAACACCAAACCCCCCAUUAGGCGAGCUAGUAAAUGCCUUUGUUCUCAAAAAUGCACAAAACAAUAAUCAAGCUACUUAUAAAACUAAUAAGGUCUUUGAUCUUAACACUAUCGAGCAAUAUCAAAAUAGUUUUAGCAAUCUUGAGGUAAAAGCUAAUAAAUCAAGUAGUGACUCAAUAGAUCAAGUAAAAGCGGAAACUAACUUAACGCCUGGCGAUCUAUAUGACUCAAAGAGUGAAACACCUAUUUAUGAAGAACGUACGGGCAGAGAUACACCGCAAACAUCAGAGCACGAAAAAUUAAUGGACCCUACUGUGGUAAAGCCAACCAAAAUCGAGCAUAUAAAACCUUCGGACGGAGUACAGGCUAAGUCUCCAAUUCAUAAAAGUAGUUCGAAGGAAGGCAAAGCUGAAGACGUGCAAAAGAUUAAUGAAGCGGAAUUAAAGCAAGUUCUAAGUAGCGAACAAUUUGAUAAAAAGGUAGAAGAAAGACCUUCACUAGCCCAAUAUCUGUAUGAAUUAAUUGUGGGCAAAGGAAAUAGCAGCAAUAAUAAAGGGGGCAACAAUAAUCGACGAGGUCUUGCCACUUAUAGCGCUGUUCGCGGCUUUACUUCAAGCUCGACAUCAGAUGGUGAUACUUUUAUUUCGCCGGAUUUGCCAAAACGCGGAUUGGGUGCAGCGGCAAUACUUGAUUCACGGAAUACUGAAUACUAUAAAAAUAAAACAACUGAAGAUAACCAAAAUGACAAGAAGCUAGGGGACAAUCUUAAUAGUGAAAUGCAUCCAAAAGAACUUACAAGCCAACUUUAUCGAGUCACUUGCUUAAAAAAACAUAAUGUUAGCCAAGCGCCUACAUUUAAGCCAUCAAGUGCGGAACCAACAAUGUGUAGCAAUAAUGAGGAAAUUACUUGGAAUCCCCAGCCACACUUCAUAAUGAUUACACUGAGAAAAAAAAUUCAUACAACCGUUAAUAAUCCAAUGUCGUCCACGGAAAUUAAAGGUGGCACCCCACACAAGUGUGAAGACAAAAGCCCAAGGGCGCAGUUGAAGAGAAAGGCAGAAAGCUCUCAAAUUAAAAUUAAGGGUGGAUCAAAGAAAUGUUGGAAAAAGCUUAGAGAUCUUCGAAAACCGAUAAAAGAUGAUGACUGUUAAAAGUCUACAAUUAGCGAUCGUUUAAGAAAAAAAAGAAAUUCGUUGGAUCCACCUGAAGCUCAAAGUGACAAGGGAGGCUCACAUUAUACUCUGUAGCCACUGAUGGAGGGACGGUUGUGAGGCCACAACAAGCAAUGCUUGGAAUUCAAAGUUUUUAAUUUAUGCAUAUGUAUUAUACAAUGUGUAAAAUGUGCUAUUUCACUUAAUAAAGUA